Messenger RNA from Cornus florida, 3375 nucleotides. Its product is annotated as F-box protein SKIP14. Gene Ontology annotation, cellular component: cytoplasm. The record is from RefSeq and is a predicted model, not a curated record. Lineage: Eukaryota; Viridiplantae; Streptophyta; Magnoliopsida; Cornales; Cornaceae. The transcript has 2 exons. Gene Ontology annotation, molecular function: protein binding. Bases 739 to 2139 code for a protein of 466 amino acids.
CUCCUCUCUCUCAUUCUCUCUAUCCUUUAUUGAUUCAACACAAAAGGACCUAAACCCUCUCUUUCUCUCUCUAGAUUUCGUCUCUCCUAUUCUUUUCUGUUUUCCUUCCACUUUCUCUCUCUUCCCUCGCUCGCUCCCCUGAACUCGAUCGACAGAUGCAACCAUCACUUUUCGAAUCAAAUUCGAUCAAAGAAUAGUAUUUGAUUUCUAUCGUACACACAUUCAAACAUAGUAUCUUAAUCUUCCGGAGAUUCGAUACCAAAAGGACACCAUUCUGUCGAUUGCGUUCCUCCCAGCAAAUUAGGGUUUCGUUUGGUGGUAAUCGGGUCAUUUGUGUUUUUCAUCUUAUCAGGUUCUGCUCUCAUUUAUUUUUAUUCUUUGUUCGAUCUAAUUUUUUUUUUUUGGUCCUUGUAUUCAUAUUCUUCGCAAAUCCCAAUUUGAUUAGGUUAACAGAUGAAAAAAGAAAAAAAAAGCUUGAUUUGAUUUGUAUUCCAUAGUCAUCUUUAACUACAGUCUCGUUUUUCUAUCGUUUCCAUAGCUGAUAUUAGGGUUCCUACAAGAAACUCUGUGAAAUUUCUUGGUGCGUUGUUUUAGUUUGCUAUCCAAAAUCGAGGGUUUCCUUGUUGAAUCUUUCGUUCUUUCUUCGUGUUUCCUAAUUUUUUUUUUCUUUUUUUUUUUAUUGGAAAACUAUACCCGAAAUCUAGGGUUUGUUUUAAAGAUCGGGUUGGGGCAUUUAGGAUGGCCUUAAAUUUUUCUCAUCGUCCCAUCUUUCCGGCCUAUUUGGCUGAAGACAAUCUUGUUUCACCGAUGAGGAUUGCUAAUGGGUAUUUUGUGGAAGGAAUUUCAGAGAGAGAUGGGGAUGGUUUCCCGGAAGUUGAGGAUUGCUUUGAUUAUAUGAGGGAUAGAGUUGAUUUGGGUGGCUCGCCUGAGUCUGUGUCUAAAGACAUUCUUGAACUUUUGCCUUCAGAUCCUUUUGGUAUGGACAUAAGUACUACUUACACGGCAAUUACGGGGUGGCUUGAAGAUUUGGAGGUGGACUAUGGAGGUUAUGGGAGGAAUAACAUCGGGGCACAUAGCGAAGAUUAUGGUUUAGUUGCAGGGUUGAAUUGGAUUUGGAACAAGGCUGCGAGAUUCCAGGCAGUUCCUGCCAACAUGCAGUUUGAUGACAAAUCUAAUGCAGCUUGUUUAAUUGAUGGAUGUACUCGAGGGAAAGAAUUGGGGAAUGCAUUGUGCCGAGAUGGAUUUGGCUUAGCUGGCAAUGUGGAUGACGCGGUGAGUUCUGACAAUAGGAGUAGUCGCACCGUUGACCAACUAAUUGAAGAAUGUCAGGAGCUUUCUGGAAGUUGUUCUGAAGAAGACAAGGGAACUCCUCAUCCGGCUUUGUCUUUUGCCCUUAGUUUUUUGAGUGUGAGAGAUCUUCUUUCUGUGGAAAGGGUUUGUAAAUAUUUGCAUUCCACAGUUCGAUGUGAUCCCCUUCUUUGGAGGAAUAUCCACAUUGCUCAACCUUUGAAUGAGAGGAUCACAGAUGAUGUUCUUUUCAAAUUAACAAGCAGGGCUCAGGGCAACUUGCAAUGUUUGAGCUUGUUGGAGUGCCCAAGGAUUACUGAUGAUGGUCUGAAGCGUGUACUUGAAACUAAUCCGAGGUUAACCAAGCUCUGUGUUGCCGGAUGUACGAGACUCAGUAUUGAUGGUAUUGUGAAUAGCUUAAAGGCUUUUAAGUCUAAAGGUACACCAGGGAUAAAGCACCUCAGAAUUGGUGGGCUCUAUGGCGUAACACAUGAGCAUUUUGAAGAAUUGAGGUUUCUGUUAGGCGCAGAUAACUCCAUGCAGCAAAAUGGUCACAAGCCACAUUUCUACCAUAAAGGAAACUUUUACAUGUUGUGCGAUGAUGAUCGUGCUAUUGAUAUUGAAGCAUGUCCGAGGUGCCAAAAGUUGAGGCUAGUCUAUGAUUGCCCUGCCGAGGGUUGUCAAGUGAAAGACCAUGGUACUCAGGUAUGUAGGGCAUGCACGCUCUGUAUAGCACGUUGUGUUCAGUGUGGCCGGUGUGUCAAUGACAGUGAAUAUGAAGAAACAUUUUGUCUGGAAUUUCUUUGUUCAGAUUGUUCUAAACAGCUACUUAAUCCAAGAGAGGCUGGAUAGAAAGGUUGCUUCCACGAACCAAAGUCGUAACUUGUCUUCUUGACUAGAGGUUGAUAUUGUUUGUGUCAUCUGUUUCAUUUUAGGGAUGAGGAUUGGCAGCCAUAUGGUUGGCUAUUUGGAUACAAACGCACAAAUUCGAGGCAGCCAAAUGAGAUAGUGGCUUGCUUUCUGCCUAACUGUUGUGCUUUAAACUCGUGGUCUGUGUUCCUCUUGGUGGGUCGCAUUUGGGGAUCAGUUGAUCUCAAUUUUAUGGCUAUAUGGAGAAAACAAUAGAGAAAAGAGAAAAUUAAAAGCAGAAAAAGAUUAUGAAAACAGAAAAGGGGAUUUGUGUUUGAAGAAAGUGAAGAUUUACUUAUAAUCCCAAAAAAAAAAAGAAAAAGAAAAAGAAAAAGAAAGUGAAAAAAAUUUGUGAGGCCUUCAGGUCUGCUCGUCCUGCAUAUUCUGCUCGAGCGAAACGAUGUCUCAUGGUAAGUGAUUGGAGUUGUUGGUAGUAGUUCUUGAAGGAAUCGAAACAACAGCAAUACUGUCGAUAUGUCCUGCCCAUUUGUGAUUUUGGGUACUGCCACGUAGAAAACGGUAAUUAAUAGUAAUUGGUUUGCUUGUGGAUGUUGGGAAGGGGGAUGGACUGAUACAGAAUUUCAUUGCUUUCAUAUGGUGGUAUUUUGGUGAGAACCAGGAAAAUGGCUUGGGUAUUGUAUGAUGGACAGAAGGUGUUGUUUUUCAGUACAGCCCAUUAAAGCAUGGCCGUCAGUUAUUUUGUAGCGAUGAAGGGGGAAGAAAAGAACGGCGGCAAAUCAUGGAUGUGACCUCUCCAUCAUCAAUCAAGUAUUUUAUUGAUUAUUAUUCAAACAAUGCGCGUGUGUUUCUGUUCGAGCAUUAGUAUUCCAUGAUUGCAGGAAAAGCUUUUGAUGGAGCCGCAAAGCAAGUUCUUUCCUGUCUCAAGCAAGGGGAAGUCUAUCCAUUUUGCCACUUUACCCGCUCUUCUUACCUUUAUGUCUCCUUUCCCACUCUGUAUUGUGAAACUAAUAACUUUUACUAUUUCUUUAUGGGGGGGAGGCGUAUGUAUUUUUCCCAGAUUUCAGUCUCAGGCAGGCUUUCAAAUAUACAGAUCCUGACAAAUUGCUAUUUGUUUCUUAUGUUGUCCUUUCUAUAAGUACACUAGGAAGUCAAACAUAGCUUCUUGUACCUGUUCAUUCAGAAGUAUAUGUUAUGCAAUGAUCUAGAUUCCGACUGGCA